Molecule: messenger RNA, 690 nt
Organism: Humulus lupulus (European hop)
Lineage: Eukaryota; Viridiplantae; Streptophyta; Magnoliopsida; Rosales; Cannabaceae
Product: LRR receptor kinase SERL2-like
Exons: 6
Coding region: 1-690 (229 amino acids)
Biological process (GO): protein phosphorylation
Molecular function (GO): protein kinase activity; ATP binding; protein binding
Source: RefSeq, a predicted model, not a curated record
AUGGUCACUUGCUCUCUUGAUGGUUUGGUCAUUGGUCUAGGAACUCCAAGCCAGAACUUAUCAGGCAUCCUUUCUGCAAGCAUAGGAAACUUAACAAAUCUCCAAAGUGUACUAUUACAAAGCAAUAAUAUAACAACUCAUAUCCCCUCUAAGAUUGGGAGGCUCCAAAAGCUUGACACACUUGAUCUUUCCAAUAACAACUUCAAUAGUCAAAUUCCCAACACUAUCACACUUAAAGAGUCUUCAAUACCUGGACCUGUCAUACAACAAUCUAAGUGGUCCAGUACCAAGGUUGCCUGCCAAGACCUUCAACCUGGGCUACAUUUGUCUACUAAUUCUUGGGUUUGGUUUCCUUCUUUGGUGAAGAAACAGAAGAAGAAGAGAUUAACAGUUGUAGGCUUUAAAAAAUUUCAGAGAAACAUCUUCAGCAGCAGAAAGUACUUGGUUGGAAAAGGUGGUUUUGGAAAUGUCUACAAAGGAUGUCUCAGAGAUGGUAUAGUAGUAGCAGUUAAAAGGCUUAAAGAUGGUAAUGCCAUUGGUGGUGAGAUUCAAUUCCAAACUGAAGUUGAGAUGAUCAGGCUGGCAGUUCACAUGAACCUUCUUCAGCUUUUUGGGUUUUGUAUGAUGGCCUCUGAGAGGCUCUUAGUUUACCUCUAUAUGGUAAUGUCAUGGAGCAAGUUUCAUGCAUGA